Thyridium curvatum is the source of this 1371-nucleotide messenger RNA. RefSeq lists its product as uncharacterized. Lineage: Eukaryota; Fungi; Ascomycota; Sordariomycetes; Thyridiales; Thyridiaceae. Gene Ontology annotation, molecular function: pyridoxal phosphate binding; transaminase activity. The coding region runs from base 1 to 1371 and encodes 456 amino acids. Gene Ontology annotation, cellular component: mitochondrion. The transcript has a single exon. The record is from RefSeq and is a predicted model, not a curated record.
AUGGCAUUCGACACCGCUGCGUUCUGGUUGCGGACCAACAAGUUUCUGAUGAACACCGGCAUACCGUUUAUGCCAACGAUCAUCAAGAAGGCCAAAGGAAUCCGACUCUACGAUGUAAAUGACAAAAUUCUCUUUGACUGUAGCUCUGGCCAAAUGAGCUCGCUCCUUGGACAUUCGCAUCCGGAGAUUGUGGAAGUGGUCAAGAAGAGCGUCUCGGAACUCGACCACCUGUCAAGCCUCAUGGUCUCGGAGCCUGUCGUUGACUUUGCUGAGAAGCUGGCGCAGAUUCUUCCGGCGCCUCUCGAGAAAUCCUUCCUCCUCAAUACUGGUUCAGAGUCUGUCGAAGCCGCCAUAAAGAUGGCCAAAUGUGCGACAGGUAAAUUCGAAAUCGUGGCAUUCUCAGCCGCCUAUCAUGGCAUGACCCAAGGCGCCGUCUCUGCCACUUACUCUCAUGGCCGCAAGUGGGCUGGUCCAUUGAUGCCGGGCCAAAUCGCCUUCCCAUUCCCGAACUCGUACCGGUCACGUUUCCGAAAGCCGGAUGGCAGCUAUGAUUGGGAGGCGGAAUUGGAAAUGGGCUGGGCCUUGGUCGACUCGCAGUCUGUCGGAUCUCUUGCUGCGUUUAUCUUCGAGCCCAUCAUGUCUGCCGGGGGCAUCUUCGAACCUCCGGAGGGAUAUAUGAAGCGUAUGAGCAUUGAGUGCAAGAAACGCGGCAUGCUCCUUAUUGCAGACGAGGCGCAGACAGGUCUCGGCCGAUGCGGAGACAUGUUCGCUUUCCAACGCGAUGGAAUCGUCCCCGAUAUCCUGGCCUUGUCCAAGACCAUUGGAUGUGGCCUACCUGUCGCUUCGGUCAGUACGAGUGCCGACAUUGAGAAGCUCGCCUUGAAAGGUGGCUAUCUGUGGGUGACGACUCACUACAACGACCCGUUAGCUGCCGCCAUAGCGAGCAAGGUAAUCGACAUUGUUGUCCGGGACAACCUGGUCGCGCAUGCCGCUGCGCGGGGGCGGCAGUUACGUGAGGGCCUCCAACGGCUACAGGACAAAUACUGGUGUAUCGGCGACAUCCGCGGACGCGGGCUGUUACUCGGGAUGGAAAUCAUCUCCGAUCCCGUUACGAGAGCGCCCGGGUUCGAUAUCGGGAAGGCACUUUCUGGCAAAGCGCUCGAACUGGGGCUCGCAUGUCAAUGCGGAGCUUCGUCUGGGACUUGUGUUGUGUUUCGAAUGGCACCGCCGAUCACUAUCUCUGCCAAGGAGAUAAACCAGACUCUGAACAUCUUGGAGCAGUCAUUCGCCUUCGUCUUCCCGGCUGAGUCGCAGUCAGGGAUAGUGGCGGCUGUCUCACCUUUCGGCAUCUCUGUUGAAGCCCAUCUUUAG